This is a messenger RNA of Paecilomyces variotii, 1863 nucleotides long. RefSeq lists its product as hypothetical. The transcript has 4 exons. Lineage: Eukaryota; Fungi; Ascomycota; Eurotiomycetes; Eurotiales; Thermoascaceae. Bases 1 to 1752 code for a protein of 583 amino acids. The record is from RefSeq and is a predicted model, not a curated record.
AUGCGAGAUAUGGAGACUGACCCUCUCUGGGAGGAUACCCUUAUGGGUGGUGCAUUCUGGAAAGAACAAGAUAAGAAGGACCGGUUCUAUAACGAGCUCUGGGAAGAUACUCUUAUGGGUGCGGAGUUCUGGCGAGAGGAGGACAGAAAUAAUCCCUAUGACACUACCUAUCAUGUGCAGUAUUCCGGCAUAUUCUUUCCUGUUGCCUUGCAGAAACAUAUCCUGGAGGGGGGCAGUAUGGACAGGGACACCCUCCGCGGAAUAAUCUCCUCUGACAACAGCAUGGGUGCAAGACAGGCCGUGCUUGCCCAUACAAACAAUAAAGAGAACACCGAGCUGAACGAGGCUCUGUACAAAGAGCGCCGCUCUAGCAUGAGCGAUCUGGGUUCACUCAAAUCUGGACCCUUCUCUGCUGCGUCCAAGAGACACUUCUGGGAUUUCAGCAAGAAGGCCUACGAGGAACCUGUCACUAGCAACAAGGGCCAUACUAGGACAGGCAGAUCUCUCAUCCGUUCUGCCUUUGGAUCCUCUGCUAUUCGCAGCAAGAGUGUCCAGCAUGAAGACUCCAGAUUUGAUUUUGGCUUUGACCCCCAUCCAGGCAGUGAAGAGAACCCUCUCUUGUACUUCAGGGGUGGGGCUUCUUGGAAGUAUAUCGAGCGUAACCUCGAUGUCCUCUGUCUCGAUUUGUUUUGGCCUAUCAAACAGAAAGCUUCCACUGAGAACGACAUGAUUAAAGUCGCAGAGCUUCGUCCCCUGUGCACUUUCCGCCAUCUACGCGUCCUGAAACUCACUGGCAUGAUGCAGUCUUACCAGACUAUGAUAUGGCAGGUCGUCUGGCUUAACCCCGACUUGGAAGAGCUUGACCUCGAGAUGGCGUUGGAACCGUGCAUUAGACGCGGCUUUAAUGGUUACUGGACGUCUAUCAGUCCCGGCUGGAAAAUUGCGGAGAAGGAUGAGCACAAGCCCGUAUACUAUGGCAAUGGCGAUGGUAAUAUUCACAAUGACAUUGGCACCGGCGAGUACCUCGACAAGAGAAUCAUUGAAUCCUCGAGACUUCUCGCGAGAAUGAUGGGCCCGACCAACAGUCGCCUUUCCGUCGUGGUCAUCAGACUUGCUGGAUUUGUUGUCGACGGAGAUCCGUUCGAUCUCUGGUUCGAGCCGCACAGACUCCGUCGUAUCCAAUUCAAGCAUAACUGCGUCGACGCCGGGUUCUAUCUCGGCGAGUUCAUGAAGGACACAGUUGAAGUGAUCUUUCCUAAAAAGGCCGUGCCCAACACCGCCCAAAUUGGCAGAGUCGUCGACUUAGCCAAGGAGCUCAAAGUUAUCGAGCUCCGCAAAGGCAGGAAGAUCAGUGAAGCUCCCUAUUAUCCUCCUGGUGGCUUUCAAAAGGCCUGUUGUCACCAUCGUCACGACGACCAGAUGCCGGCCGAACCAUCCAGUCAUCGCAAGGGUAAAGAGAACGAGCACUCUUGCUGCAAGAAAACUGACGCUGGCGCUCAUGGAGGCAAAGGCAUCAACGCAGACCACCGUGGAGUGGCCACUGGAGGAGAAGAAUCCGACAACUCGACCGACAGAAAGAAAGGUACUGAGCUAUCCAGGGGUAACCUUGCACUCAAAUCCCCCCGUCAGGCGUCUAUGGCAACUGCUGCCCCUCGCCCCAAGGGCGCUCCACGCCACGGACGUAACGCAAUUGUCCCCCGUAUGGUGGGCAAGCUCGCGCAGAAGGGCAAGUCGACCGUUGAGAAGGAGUGAUUCAUGGUUCACUGGUUCACUUGAACGUUGCUGACAGAUUGUCACGACUUUGUUUAUCCCUACUCUUUCCAGUAUCCGGUUUAUCCGUGAUCCGUUUUACAUGCCCAUCGG